AUGCUGUUGUGGAUCUUAGCUGCUUUCGCAGUGCCGGCGCUUGGCGCCACACCGCGGCAAGUGCAGGUCCUUGCAGAUGGAUCUGUUCACGCCUUCUCUCAUUCUCACCUUUGGCCCUCUGCCAGCCUGCUCCGACGUCAAACUGCUGACCUGGCAGGUUUCGCGCGCUCGACGCCUUCCCCUACAAUUGCAGCUGCAAACGUGAGCAGUGGUUUGGCCAGUGGGCUCGCCAACGUGACAAACUCCCUUGACCACCUGCAAGGCGAUGUCUCCUCAGCAGAGGUCAUGCACGUGAGGUUGGAUGGCCACGGCGACACCUUGGAGAUCGUGAGCACAAUCAUUUUUACCAUGACGGUCUGCGUGUGGCUGCUGGUUGGUUUCAAAGUCUUGAGCUGGCUCUAUCCCACGCUUUAUUCUCAACGAGAGCUGGAGCAGAGAGGCUUCUGCAGCAGUGAGGGUGUGGGACUUGCGGAAGCUAUCGCGGAUGUGACAUCGCUGUGGCACCAGCUAGCUGUUGCAAUGUUCCUGAAGGAGGAGGACGUUCUGGAGGUGCAGGGCCUGGACGCGUGGAUGCACAUGCAGUUUCAGUGGUUGUCAUUGCGGAUCAUUAUGUCCCUUUGUCUGGUUCCGGUCAUCGUCUGCCCACUGCACUGGACACAUGUCCAGCCACACAGCUCUGAGCUUUUCUCGCGGCUAAACUUGGCAGUCAGCGAGGAUCGCUACUUUGUUUUGUGGAUCCAUGUCGCAGUGGUUUGGGCCGUGGUCUUGCUGACGACCCGGCAGCUGCACAUGGCCAUGAAGCAGUUUGUUCCUGCACGCCACCGCUGGCUCAGUGCAAUGGAGUUCCCACGGUCCACCACGGUCUUGGUGCAGGGCAUGCCAGAGUCCAUGUCUUCAGAUACACGCUUGCAGUCUUACUUCACGGGCCUCUUCGGCGAGAAUGCAGUUGUGCGCAGUUACGUCGUGCGCAACACGCGGCUUCUACAGAGGAAGCUCGAGAGGCUUUGCAAAGCUGAGCGGGCGCUGGCAAAAGCCAUCCUCAGGAGCCAAGCAGAAGGUUUGGAUCCGGCUUCCUCAGAGCUGGUCCAGUUCCGGCGCGAGUCGGUUGCCGACAUCAAGGAGGAGGUCGCUGCUGAGAGAAUUCGGCUGGGACGGCUAAGCCAUGCACUGGACCCUGAUGUUUGCACGACCACUGGAUUCGUCACGUUUCGCACGCGACUGGACAUGAGACUUGCUGCACGCGAGCAACUGGGAACCGACACCUUUGCUCUCGUCUUGCAGCAGGCGCCCUCGCCUAUGGAUGUGGCCUACGAUGCGCUGAUUGUGCGACCGAGCUUCACUCUCCAGCGCUUGGGCGCCCUCAGCACAUUCGGCAUUUUCCUGGCAUUUGUCCCAGCGGUGGUUUUCGUGUCUACCCUGCUGAACUUGAACUCUUGGCAGCAGGUCUUUCCAGCCAUCAGCAGGUUGAAGCGCACUGUCCCCAUCGUCAUGGAGAUGUUGGAGGGUGUGCUGGCAACGCUGAGUCUAAAGCUCAUGCUCAGCUUCAUUCCCGCGGUGCUACUGAGAGUGGUCAGGGGCUUCUCCAAACCAGUGUCCAACUCCUCGGCGCAACUAAAGCUCCAGAGCACCUACUUUGCCUUCCUGGUUGUCUUCGUCCUUCUGGUGACCUCCUUCGCGCAGGGCCUGAUCACCACGCUUCUCUUCGUGGCGCAACAGCCGACUGCCAUUGUUCCACUGCUGGCAAAAUCGCUGCCCUUGACAUCCCGCUUCUACGUGAACUAUGUGGUGCUGGGGUGGGGCUCCUGCAUGUGCGAGCUCCUGCGACCCGCACCCCUUGUCCUCUUCUUGAGCCUUCGGGAGUUCAUGAGCCAGGAUGAGGCCAGGAUCCGAGCAGAGGAGGAUUCAGUGCUGAUGGGAACGCGAGCAGCAAGAUCAACCUUCAUGCUGGUCAUUGUGCUAGUCUUUUGCUCGAUUUGCCCCCUCGUCCUACUUGUUGCGUUUGCCUACUUCCUCGUGGAGCGUCUGGCACACGGAUACCUCUUCAUGGCUGCAGAGCCACGCCAAGGGGAUACAGGAGGUGAGAUCUUCGUGCAGGCGCUGAAGCAGGUACAUGUCGGACUGAUGAUCUAUGUUCUGCUCAUGGUCGGGGUUCUGGGUGCACGCGGUGCUGAAUUUGGCCUGCCCCUGGUGCCUUUGCUGUUUGCAGUGGUGUGGUCCCUGCAUGGCAUGGAGGGCUAUCUUUGGGCCAACUUGCCCCUGGACCGGGUCUUUGACCUGGAUGAUGCAGAUCCGCCAUAUGACGAAAGCCUUCAGCACGAGGUGUACGAGCAGAGCGAAUGCCGCGCCUCGGAGCCGUCACCGGCGCCGCCACAGAUCGUUGUGUCCAGGGCGUCUCUCAGCACACCUCCGGCGCCAGUGGCCGUUCCUGCUGCCCCUUCUGUGGCGCCGCCGGCACGACCAGCGCGCCCCGGCUCACCCAGCUCUCCUACCCUACGCCGACAUCGGGGGGCAGGGAAGCCCCCAGAAGAGACCGGCGCAGAGAGACCAACCAACCAGGAGCAAGAAGACCAUGAGUUCUGA
Molecule: messenger RNA, 2580 nt
Organism: Symbiodinium natans
Lineage: Eukaryota; Dinophyceae; Suessiales; Symbiodiniaceae
Source: the annotation of a GenBank genome assembly